This is a messenger RNA of Mytilus californianus (California mussel), 488 nucleotides long. RefSeq lists its product as uncharacterized. Lineage: Eukaryota; Metazoa; Mollusca; Bivalvia; Mytilida; Mytilidae. The record is from RefSeq and is a predicted model, not a curated record. The transcript is spliced from 2 exons. The coding region runs from base 3 to 419 and encodes 138 amino acids.
UAAUGAUAAUCAUUACCACCUGCUUAUCUUGUUGCUUUUUAAAGCCGUUUACUUCUUUUACAGAACAGUCAUCUCCAUCGCCAAAUGUAGUACCUCCCGCUGUUUGUGAAGUUCCAUUUAACUGUCCAUCAGAAAAUACCAUAGCCUGUCCCCAGGAAGGGAGUAUUCCAAAAGAAUGUACUGGCACGGAUACGACCACUACAGACAAAAUAACCACGACUACUCUAGCACAAUCAACAACGAUCACUUCAGAUACUCCAACCACGACUACUCUAUCACAUUCAACAACGACCACUUCACAUACUCUAACCACGACUUCUCUAACACAAUCUACCACGACCACUGCAGACAAUCCUACUACCACUCGAGCUAAGAAACCAUGUGGUUUGAACGGUCGUUUGCACAGACAUGGCCAAUAAAAGCAGUACAUUAAGACGAAUGUAUUAGCAUUGAAUAUGAAUAAAACAAAAACAUCCUGAAAGGAAUAA